This is a messenger RNA of Lachancea sp. 'fantastica', 477 nucleotides long. NCBI's taxonomy places the organism in Eukaryota, Fungi, Ascomycota, Saccharomycetes, Saccharomycetales, Saccharomycetaceae. The record is from the annotation of a GenBank genome assembly.
AUGACUCAAGAUUCCAUCUCGGUGGCUUUUGUUUGUCUAGGAAAUAUCUGUCGCUCUCCUAUGGCUGAAGCUGUUUUUGCACACACUGUCAAACAGAGCGGUUUACAGGACAGAUUGUCAAAGAUUGAUUCUUUCGGAACCGGUGGAUGGCAUAAGGGAGAAUCUCCAGAUCCGCGCUCAGCAGCUACAUGUCGCAAACAUGGUGUCCCUGUGAAUCAUCGUGCUCAACAGAUUCGGGGCCACCAUUUUGAUGACUUUGACUACAUCAUUUGCAUGGACGAAAUGAACCUAAGAAACCUGAAAAGAAUGAAACCCAGCGACUCUAAAGCCAAACUUUACAUGUUUGGGCACUGGAAUACCGAUGGAAAGUAUAGAGAUAUUGUCGACGAUCCCUACUACGGUGGAGACGACGGUUUUGAGUACAACUUCCAGCAAAUUCAGUAUUUUAGUGAACAGUUUUUGAAGCAAGAAUUGUGA